AUGGCGGCAGAACUACCCAUCCCGAUCUUCACCUCCCUUAACAUGGCGUUGCCAGAUCUCCAAACGGCGGCGGCGGAAGGAGUUCGCUACGACUCCAUGGUCAAAGAGUAUGAGAGUCGGUUCGGUCAUAAGCCUACAUAUAUCGCUCGUGCACCCGGACGAGUAAACCUCAUUGGCGAACAUAUCGACUACGUCCUCUUCGGCUGUUUCCCUGCUGCGAUCGAGCGCGACAUCCUCAUCGCAUGUGGGCCUUCGCAGUCUGCGUCGGGCACCAGCACUCCCAGCUCGCACCCACCCGGGGGUGUGAAGGCCGAGAACCUUGAUCCCAAGUACAAGCCGCAACACUUCGUCCCGAAGUUCAACUCCGCACUCGGUCCCUCCGCAGCAGAGGAAGCGGACGCAGCGAGCAACGUGCAUGCAGAGACGUCAUGGCAUCUGGACAUCGAUAAGCGCGAGUUGCGCUGGGAGAGCUAUGUUAAAGCUGGCUACUAUGGCGUGCUCAGUCGAUUCUUCUCCUCGACGACAGAGCACCCCGUUCCCGUCGAUUUGCUCGUCAAUGGCUCUGUGCCCUCCGGUUCUGGAUUGUCUUCAAGUGCCGCGAUGGUAGUGUCAUCCACGCUCGCGUUCCUGGCCGUCAACAACAAGCUGGAAGGUAUCACCAAGGGACAGCUUGUCGAAAUGUCAAUGGAAAACGAAAAGCGGGUCGGAGUAAACAGCGGCGGACUUGACCAAGCAGCGUCGGUCAUCUGUACCCCUCACUCCGCCAUUUUUGUAGACUUCUUCCCUCGUCUCUCUGCCGAGCCCAUCCCUCUCCCAACCCCUCGCACAAUCCCGCGCGCCGUCUUUGUUUGUGCAAACUCGCUCGUUGUGAGCGACAAGGUCGUCAGUGCCAAGAUCCACUACAACCUCCGUGUCGUCGAGACCCUGGUUGCUGCACGUAUCCUUGCGAGUCGUCUCGGGUUGUCUCUCGGCCCCUCUGACCGGCCCCGAAUUCGCGAAAUAUUCUCGCGCUGGCUCGGCUCACCCGAACUCGAGUCCAGUCCAGAGAAGGUGAAGGCGGGCCUAGAGCGCUUCCUUCCAGAGAUCGAGAAGCUCAAGCCGUCGCCGGAAGGUCGCCCCGAGGGCGAACUCGGUGUCACGAUGAAGGAGAUGGUCGAGUGGAGCGGUCUCACAGAGGCGCAGUUCCACCAGGUGUACCUCUCGUGGGUCGAUGUCGAAGCCGAGUACUUCCAACUGUACAAGCGCACGCUGCACGUCAUCACGGAAGCGAUCCGCGUGCUCGAGUUCCGCGAGGUCUGUCUGCGCGCACAGGCGGCCGAGGGCGAACUGCCCGACGACACGCUUCGCGCGCUCGGCGCGCUGAUGGACGCGUCGCACGAGAGCUGCUCCAAGCUGUGUCAGAGCUCGUGCCCCGAGGUCGACCAGCUUGCGGAGCUCGCCCGCGCGUCUGGCGCGUACGGCUGUCGCAUCACCGGCGCUGGCUGGGGCGGAUGCACGGUGUCGCUUGUCGCGGAGGACAAGGUGGACGAGUUUAUCGCGAAGGUUAAGGAGGGUUACGCGCCUUACAAGAAUCUGGAGGGCGACAAGCUACGCGAGGUUAUAUUUGCGACGAAGCCGAGCUCUGGAGCGUUUGGUCAGUCGUGA
Trametes versicolor FP-101664 SS1 is the source of this 1644-nucleotide messenger RNA. Its product is annotated as galactokinase gal. The transcript has 8 exons. The coding region runs from base 1 to 1644 and encodes 547 amino acids. Gene Ontology annotation, biological process: galactose metabolic process; carbohydrate phosphorylation. Gene Ontology annotation, cellular component: cytosol; cytoplasm. Gene Ontology annotation, molecular function: galactokinase activity; ATP binding. NCBI's taxonomy places the organism in Eukaryota, Fungi, Basidiomycota, Agaricomycetes, Polyporales, Polyporaceae. The record is from RefSeq and is a predicted model, not a curated record.